Messenger RNA from Microthlaspi erraticum, 1155 nucleotides. NCBI's taxonomy places the organism in Eukaryota, Viridiplantae, Streptophyta, Magnoliopsida, Brassicales, Brassicaceae. The record is from the annotation of a GenBank genome assembly.
AUGGAUAGAAGCUGGGUCUCGUCACUUCUUCUAUUGAUUUUGAUUUUCUCCAAUGCUUCUUCGUUCGGGAGAUCUCGGGAGUUAGCUGAUGAAGAAGAACCCAAGGAUAAUUCAAAUUCAACAACACCUACACAAAAUUCUACAUUGCCUAACGUUACACCCAUCGGAGAUGUAAAAUCCAAUGAAACCUCAUCAGAACCUUCUCUACCAACAAGUAAUUCGACGAAUCCUGAUCCUAAGGAGCCUAAUUUGGCGAGUCCACCUCCGCCGCUGCAACCUGAAAGCGAGAAUAAUGGUACGACGGAGCCGAUAAGCCCGCCUCCGGUGAACCAAACAGAUAGCCAGGACAGUGGAAAAUUACCGGCUAAAUUGGCGCCGCCUCCAAAAAGUCCAGAGAGUGGGAAAAAUGAGACGGAGCCAGGAAAGGGAAACUCGCCUCCGGCUAAAGAUCCUGAUAAAGUGAAAGACUCUGAGGGGAGCUCAGAGCCUGCCAUUGCAGAGACCUGUGAAGGGAAGUCUAAGAUAUGUAGGACUGGGAAUUCGUUGGUGGCAUGCACUUUAAGCAUCGAAAAUGAUCCUUCGAAAUGGUUGAUUCUAGUUCAAAACGAAGGUGAAGAAUCUUUGAAAGCAAAAAUUGUUCCUCCAGUUAACUCUUUACCAGAGCUGACACUGCCAAAACACCAGAGUCAAAGGGUAAACAUAUCCAUCAGUGGAGACACAAACAAAAUCAUACUGGACGCCGGGAAGGGAGAGUGUGUGCUUCACAUGCACGUACCAGAAGCAAACACACUAUCCAUCCACCUUCCUUCGUACGAAAAGCUAGUGACGCCCAUUAACGGCGCCUAUUUCUUAAUAGUAUCCGUCGUUAUAUUUGGGGGAGUUUGGGGACUGUGUCUGUGCCGGAAGAAUCGCCGAGCAGGCAGUGGAGUGCCUUACCGUGAGCUAGAAUUGAGCGGAGGGUCGGGCUUAGGAGGUGAGUCAGUGGUCCAUGACGUUGAGACAGCGGACUGGGACGAGGGUUGGGAUGAUGAUUGGGAUGAGAAUAAUGCUGUGAAAUCUCCCGGUGGUGCAGCGAAUAGUGUUAGCAUCUCUGCGAACGGAUUAACAGCGAGAGCUCCGAACCGAGAUGGAUGGGACCAUGACUGGGACGACUAG